AUGGAGACUCGUCUAAGGGGUGAUAGGGCCAAAGAAAUUACGGAUAGACUUCUGUAUGAUGGUGCAAUUCACACAAACACCAUUGGGCGUGCCAGAGUUUUGUGGGUGUUGUGGAAUUCGAAGAAGGUGGAGGUGUUUCAGCUUGCUAGCACAGAGCAAGAGAUUCAUGUUUCUAUCAAGGUCCGUAAUUCUGAAUUUUCUUGGAUUUUUUCUGCUGUUUAUGCUAGUCCUAGGCUAGCUAAAAGGGCUAUCUUAUGGAAUAAUCUUUGUAGUGUAGCGGAUUCUCAUAAUCUUCCUUGGGUUAUUGCUAGGGAUUUUAACGAACCUCUUUGUGAUAAUGAUAAGUUUGGUGGGAGGAGUAUCAGUGUUAACAGGUCUUUGAUUUUUAAGGAGUGCUUAGACAGGUGCAAUAUGAUUGAUUUGGGAUUUUUAGGGCCAAGAUUUACUUGGUUGAAUCGCAGAGGUGUGAGUGAUCUGAUACAGGAGAGGAUUAAUCGUUUCUUUGUUAACCCGGGGUGGUACAAUCUGUUCCCUAAAGCUAGGGUCAUGCACCUUACCCGCUGUUUUUCUGAUCAUUGUCUGGUUUUGAUAGAGUCUAAGCCUAAGCCUUUGUUGGUUUUAGAGAGGCCAUUUAAGUUUCAGAACUUCUGGGCAUCUGACUCCUUUUUCCCUUCAGUGAAGAAGCUGAUGGCUAGGUUGAAUGGGAUUCAGCGUUCCAUUGCUGUGCGUCCCUCGGCUUCUCUCAUUGAGUUGGAAAAGAAGCUUCAUUCGAAGCUAGAGUUAGUGCUUGCUCAAGAAGAAGAGCUAUGGGCUUUAAAGGCUAGAUUAAAUUGGAUGGUAUUUGGUGAUCGUAAUACUUUGUUUUACCAUAUGUCAGCCAUAGUGAGAAGGAAAAGAAACAAGAUUCAAGCGAUUAAGAAUAGUGUCGGUGAUUGGUUGUUAGAUGAAAGAGAGGUUAUGGAAUACAUCAAGAAAAGCUUUAUGGAGCUCUACACCACAUCACAAAGCCAGGUCUCUUGGGAUGUCUCGAGUCAAACUAGGUGGCAACUCGGGCUGUUUGAGGAGGAGAAAAUAAGUUUGGAUGGUGAAGUGACAGAUGAGGAGAUUAAAGCAGCUCUUUGGUCGUUGAAAGCUUACAAAGCUUCGGGUAUUGGUUAG
Messenger RNA from Quercus lobata, 1158 nucleotides. RefSeq lists its product as uncharacterized. Lineage: Eukaryota; Viridiplantae; Streptophyta; Magnoliopsida; Fagales; Fagaceae. The record is from RefSeq and is a predicted model, not a curated record. The transcript has 2 exons. Bases 1 to 1158 code for a protein of 385 amino acids.